Argiope bruennichi is the source of this 1690-nucleotide messenger RNA. RefSeq names its product mitochondrial amidoxime reducing component 2-like. The coding region runs from base 243 to 1277 and encodes 344 amino acids. The record is from RefSeq and is a predicted model, not a curated record. The transcript has 8 exons. Gene Ontology annotation, molecular function: catalytic activity; pyridoxal phosphate binding; molybdenum ion binding. NCBI's taxonomy places the organism in Eukaryota, Metazoa, Arthropoda, Arachnida, Araneae, Araneidae.
AUUCAAAGAUGGGGAGAAUAAAAUACCCUUUGUUGCGACUUAUCCCGUACCUGUUUACAUUCAGGUUAAGUUCAAAGAUGAGGUGAAAACUCUCGAGAGUUUAUCGGAUGGAAUGAAACAAAUAUAUCUGAUAUUAUAUCAGGUAUAUUUGUUUCAUUCCGCAUUGCUUUCUUUCACUUUUUGUCUGCUGGGUAAAAGAUCAAAUUUUAUCAUCUUAAUAUUGUACAUGCAUUGAUAUUUAAAUGAUAAACAUGUCUCAGAGCUGGAGAACUCUUUGGAUUGCAGCAGCUGUGGCAGUUAGUACUGUGAGUGUAGUAAGUGCUGUUGGUUUAAUGUGGAAGAAAAAGAAGCGUUCAUUUGUAAGAGUUGGAACUGUAUCCAAACUAUAUUUCUUCCCAGUUAAAGGGCUUAAAGGUAUUGAAGUGAACACAGGAAAAUGUACAGAACUAGGAUUUGAAGUCAAUGGACUUCUGGAUCGCUCAUUUAUGUUGAUUGAUAAUGAAGGAGUCCUGAUGUCUCAGAAAAAAGGUCCAACUUUAGCACUCUUAGAUGUACAGAUUGAUGGCAAAACUCUUACUAUAACAACACCCUCUGGUGAAAAACUGAAUGUAGAAAUCAAAGAUUCACCUGGUGCUAAUGAUAAAAUUGUUCCCUGUAGAAUAGUUCAUGAUAUCACUAAAGCAGUUGACUGUGGAAAUGAAGCAGCAUCCUUUUUCCAGUCAUACCUCAACACACCAGGUGUUCGUCUGGUUCGUUAUUUUCCUAAGCUGAUUAAAAGGGAAUAUAAACCAAAAGGAACUGGUAAACCCUUUGAGCUGGAACUCAGAAAAGAUAAUCCGCAUUUGUCAUUUCAGAAUUAUACAGCUUUUCAUUUGGUAUCAAAGCCUUCUGUUGAAGAUUUGAAUUCUAAACUUCAGAACAAGACAGUAUCAGAACAGAAUUUCAGACCAAAUAUUUUAGUUGAUGAUUGUAAACCUUAUGCUGAAGAUUCUUGGAAUUAUAUUAAAUUCAGCAGUGGUUCCAUCAUAUGUAAUUUGACUUUGUUUAAGAGAUGUUUAAUAACCACGAAUGAUCCAAAUACAGGAGUUCUGCAUGUAAAAGAGCCAUUGGCAACUUUAAAGAAGUAUAGAAUACCCUCAGAGCCAGAAGUUUUGAGAAAAACAGGAGGAAAUCCUUGCCUUGGAAUAGGAUGUGGAGUAUACAAAAUUGGAGACAUUACAGUUGGUGAUGAUGUAUUUGCAGAUGUUGGUCCUCAACCAAAGAUGACAGGAAAAUAAUGUGAAAUGCUAAUUUGUAAAAGAAAAUAUUUACAUAAUGCAUUUUUACCUGUUAUGCUACACUACUAUACCAAGUUAAGAAAGUGUAAUAAGUGCUUGGAAAUGAAAACAAAAUACUUAGAAGUUAAAUUUUUGUUUAUUGCCAUAUAUGUUUGAAAGAUUCCUAGAAUAUAAAAAUCUGAGUAUUUUCAAUAUUUGCAGUAUAAAUUACAAUUUAAACAUUUGCAUAGCUAUUCAUAUUUCAAAACAAGUGCAGCAGAGAUAUAUUUUUAAAAAACAUGAAAUAUCACAUAGCAAUAAAAGAUACUUAAUGCAUUAUUAACAAGACAUCUAAUUUAGUAAACAAAUUUGUAAGAAAAUUCUGACUGUAUGAUUUUUAUUUGAUCGUUAAUAAAAUCAGAAAUGAAUAUUCA